Molecule: messenger RNA, 2046 nt
Organism: Sorex fumeus (smoky shrew)
Lineage: Eukaryota; Metazoa; Chordata; Mammalia; Eulipotyphla; Soricidae
Gene: MEDAG
Product: mesenteric estrogen dependent adipogenesis
Exons: 5
Coding region: 3-914 (303 amino acids)
Cellular component (GO): cytoplasm
Source: RefSeq, a predicted model, not a curated record
CCAUGGCCACGACGGCGAGCGCGCCGCCCGCCAGGCCCAGCCUCGCCUCCAUCUCGUCGGGGGAGCUGCGCAGCCUGUGGACCUGCGACUGCGAGCUGGGGCUCCUGCCGCUGGCGCAGCUGCUGCGCCUGCAGCCCGGCGCCUUCCAGCUGCGGGGCGACCAGCUCGUGGUGCCCGGGCUCCGGGAGCCCACGGCGGCCAGCGGGGGCUUCAACGUCUUCAGCGACGGCCUCGUGCGCCUCGACGGCCAGUCCUACCGCCUCAGCAGCUACAUCAAGAGAUAUGUGGAACUGACCAACUACUGCGAUUAUAAAGACUACAGAGAAACUAUACUGAGCAAACCGAUGCUGUUCUUCAUUAAUGUUCAGACCAAAAAAGACAGCACAAAAGAAAGGACAUAUGCGUUUCUUGUGAACACAAGGCACCCCAAGAUAAGAAGACAGAUAGAGCAAGGGAUGGACAUGGUCAUUUCCUCUGUGAUCGGAGAAAGCUACCGGCUCCAGUUUGAUUUUCAAGAGGUAGUAAAGAAUUUUUUCCCUUCAGGACAUGAGGUGGUUAAUGGAGAAAAUUUGAGCUUUGCCUACGAGUUCAAAGCUGAUGCCUUAUUUGAUUUCUUCUAUUGGUUUGGGCUCAGUAAUUCCACUGUCAAAGUGAACGGAAAGGUUUUGAACUUGUCAAGUACAAGUCCAGAAAAGAAGGAGACAAUUAAAUUAUUUCUGGACAAAAUGAGUGAACCACUAAUUCGAAGGAGCAGUUUCUCUGGCCGGAAAUUCAGUGUGACUUCCAGAGGUUCAAUAGAUGACGUUUUCAACUGCAAUCUGUCACCCAGAUCAUCUCUGACAGACCCUCUCUUGGCAGAGUUUCCAUUUCCAAGUGUUCUGGAAUCGGAUGAGACACCCAACCAAUUUGUCUGAUCUGAUGGAACAUUUUGCAGUGACUCCUACACCCCAGACCUGUGCCUAAACUGGAAGUUGACAGGACAAGGAGGUGGAAGGAAGACCCUUUACUCCACCUGUCAAGCCCUCUGGCCCUCCUUGACUCCUAUGAAGAUAUCUUCUCCACUUCUGUGGGCAAUGCUAUUGCAGGCCCACUGAUGCAGCUGACAUUAGAAUGGGAGGCUUGGUCCUAUGUCCUGGCGGGGCGGGGGAGGGGGGCGGUGAUUCUCCUUUAAAUACUUCUCCAAAGAGGCAGAGGGAACAGAUUUUUGCCACUGUGAACACUUUGCUUAGUAGCCUGGAAUCCCAGAAGUGCCCUGGCAAUGUUUGGGGAACAAUCUGACUUGAGACUCGUAAAUCAGGGUUUGGUCCUCUGCUGGGAAUAACCUUACUUGAAUCCAUGGUGUCAAGCAUAAGGUUAGCACUGCUGUUCUUUUGAAAACCUGAAUGGAGAGAAGAUCUUUCUUUCACUGGAAGGUGAGAAUCUUUCACUGGAAGGUGAGAAUGAUUUUUAUUUUUCCACAGAAGGAACAUUUGGAGUAAGGUUUCCUGAGGGUUGAUGGGACCUCAGUUCUGCCAUCCAGCCACUGCCUGCAACACAUUUCCCUUGGAGUCCUUAACAAAGUGGCCUGUGUAGAAAGAGGCCAGGUGAUGUGGUACCAAGCAGCGACAGGAUAAUGUAUGCAGCAAUCUUCCUUUUAUUGAAAGCACAUUAUGUCAGUUGGGUAUUUUAAGUAAACUGUUAGGAAAACUAAAGCUAAAAGCAAAAUAGAAGAAAGCUAUAACAUUACCAUAACACAUCGUUAGCCCCAUAUAUUUUCAUCUAACAACUACAGUGCAAUUUUUCAAAAAGAAAAAAAGCAUCUUAUCUUCAUGUAAAAACCUGUAUGAAUGAAUUGCUACAUAGUUAUAUAAUGAGGAUGAUUUAUGGAUCCUGGGUAUAGUUUUUCUGUCCUUUUUAAAAAAUUAAGUGUUCUUGUAUUAUACUUUUUGAUAGCACUACUGAUAGUCCUUUCAUUUAUUUUUGAAAUAAUACGUGCUACAUUUGUACAAUUAAAAUUUUUCUAAGUACUCAAGAGAAUUGAUUAAAUUUGGAACUCUGCGUGCAUGU